AAAACCCCCUCCCCUUCCUCUCUCUCCUCUCAUCAUUCUUCCUCAGUGCUCUGUUUUACAUUAUUAUUGAAACAAUGACACACAAGAACACUUCCUCAGAGGCAGAGAGUACCAGCAACUCCUCUUCUGCUUCUGCUUCUGCUUCUUCUCCUUCUUCGUCAUCAUCUGUGUCGUCGGAAAGCAAGAAGAAUCCCGCGGGGAAAACGUCUAUAAAGUCCAAGGCGCACAGCGUAGGAGAGGAAAACAGGGGAAAGCGAGGAAGAGAGUCCAGCAAGCACCCUGUUUACAGAGGGGUGAGAAUGAGGAGCUGGGGGAAAUGGGUAUCGGAAAUUCGCGAGCCGAGGAAGAAAUCCCGCAUUUGGCUCGGCACUUUCCCCACCCCUGACAUGGCAGCGCGUGCGCACGACGUGGCCGCGCUGAGUAUCAAGGGUGACUCUGCCAUCAUCAACUUCCCUGACCUCGCCGAGUUGCUUCCCCGACCAGCGUCGCUAAUGCCGAGGGAUAUCCAGACCGCGGCAGCUAAGGCAGCCUCCAUGACCAAUUUCAAUACACUACCAACCUCCUCCUCCUCCUCCUCGUCACUAGCAUCGGAAUCCUCUUCUUCGCCGUCGGAGGAGCCAGAGGAACUGAGCGAAAUCGUGGAGUUGCCGAAUAUAGAAGGGAGUUUCGAGUCGUUCGAGUCGCUAGACAAUUUCAUGCUGAUUGACUCUGCUGAUGGCUGGAUGUAUCAGCCGGAAAUUCUCUACGGGGAAUUUCCCGAUCAGCUACUCGCCAGUGCAGAGAGUUUAAUCCCGACCAACUUCGAUACAAAGUUGUGGGAUUAAUUUGGUGUGGUUUUUACUAUCUUUCUGUUACCAAUCAGGUCCGUGUAAUUCUGAAAUUUACAGUUUGCUUCCCUAAUUUUUGCUGACUCUUAACUGUUUAACUUCAAACUUUUAUGUUGUUGUAAGAUACUCCAAACUUUUAUGUUGUUGUAAUAUACUCCACACUAUUUG
Messenger RNA from Rubroshorea leprosula, 995 nucleotides. Lineage: Eukaryota; Viridiplantae; Streptophyta; Magnoliopsida; Malvales; Dipterocarpaceae. The record is from the annotation of a GenBank genome assembly.